GGCGCCACUUGAGCGAUAGUGGCGACCGGCGGCGGUGUACAAGUGCGAAUACGCAGUAGAAAUCGUGUCGGCGCCGGUUGCGUUGUCUUCUGAUCCAGAGCUCAGUUCAAAGCUGCUCAAAAAUGUCGGGUCGCGGGCAGUUGUUCAUCGGUCGCUUGCCGUUGGACACCAGGGAGAGAGAUGUGGAACAAGUAUUCGAACGCUACGGCCGUCUCCUGCGAUGCGACGUCAAGUACGGCACAGGCAUGGCAUACGCCUUUGUGGAUUACGAAGACCAUCGCGAUGCCGAGGACGCAGUCAAGUACGAGAACGGCCGGGAGAUCCGGGGCCAGAGCGUGGUGGUGGAGUGGGCUCGUGGGCCCUCCUUUCGGCCAUCAGCUGGAAAGCAAUCUAGGCAGACGCCAGACAGACCUCGGGACCGAAUGGGCUAUCAGAGCUUUGAUGAGUGCUACCGCUGCCGUCGGACUGGCCACUGGGCCCGCGACUGCCCAGAGCUGGACCACGAGAGAGCCCGCUACUACGGUGGAGGGGGCGGGGGACGCAGGAGCCGCAGCCGUAGUCGCAGCCGCAGCAGGAGCCGAAGUGGACACAGAUCGUACCGCCCCCGCGGUCGUCGCUCCCGAUCAAGGUCAUCGAGCCAUCGCCGCAGCUGGACUCGCUCACCUUCCCCACGUGACAGCCGACACCGCUCUCGCCGGGAUGCAUCCGAAAACGGUGGCCGGCGUAGUCCUAGCCCUGUACGUCGGGGAAGCCGGAGCCAGUCACGCUAACAUGUCCUCAUCUUUGCUUGCAUUCAUUGUCCUUUGUUUGCGUUGUCCUCUGUUGCAACAAUAAAGUGUUUGCUGUGUGUGUC
This is a messenger RNA of Rhipicephalus microplus (southern cattle tick), 853 nucleotides long. RefSeq lists its product as uncharacterized. Lineage: Eukaryota; Metazoa; Arthropoda; Arachnida; Ixodida; Ixodidae. The record is from RefSeq and is a predicted model, not a curated record. Gene Ontology annotation, molecular function: zinc ion binding; RNA binding.